Rosa rugosa (rugosa rose) is the source of this 1250-nucleotide messenger RNA. Its product is annotated as glycine-rich protein 23-like. The coding region runs from base 97 to 1023 and encodes 308 amino acids. The transcript has a single exon. The record is from RefSeq and is a predicted model, not a curated record. NCBI's taxonomy places the organism in Eukaryota, Viridiplantae, Streptophyta, Magnoliopsida, Rosales, Rosaceae.
UCUAACCUGCCUCUUACUCGUUUCACUAUAUAAACCCUAACCUCAUUGCACUAGCUUCUGCACUGAAACUAGUGAGCUCUGCGCUGAUAAUUAACAAUGAGGGUCAACAUUUCAGCUGGCUGUGUUGUGGUGGCUCUCCUGUGUGUGUUUCUUGUGAGCGAUUCGGUUGUGGGUGAUGAAGAUCCUAAGGUUAAGGACGAUAAACACUUGUUUUUUAAGCGCCCAGUCCCGCAUUUUGUUAAGGGAGGAGGCCUAGGUGGAGGCAUUGGUGGAGGAGGUGGCCUAGGGCAUGGGAUUUAUAGGAAGGGGUUUAAGCAUGGAAGAUUUCCUCGAGGUGGACUUGGCGGCGGUCUAGGAGGCGGAGGUGGGCUUGGCGGUGGCGCAGGAGGUGGGUUAGGGGGCGGUGGUGGCCUUGGAGGCGGGGGUGGUCUAGGGGGAGGUGCUGGAGGUGGGUUGGGAGGCGGUGGAGGUCUAGGUGGAGGUGCAGGAGGCGGUUUAGGCGGAGGUGCUGGUGGAGGUUUAGGUGGUGGAGGUGGACUUGGACAUGGUGGGGGUCUGGGUGGCGGAGGUGGACUUGGCCACGGUGGGGGUCUAGGUGGCGGAGGUGGACUUGGACAUGGUGGGGGUCUAGGUGGCGGAGGUGGACUUGGCCACGGUGGUGGUCUAGGUGGAGGAGGUGGACUUGGCCAUGGUGGCGGUGCUGGAGCCGGUGGUGGGUUUGGUGGUGGAGCUGGAGGUGGAGGUGGAGCGGGAGGUGGUGCAGGUGGAGGCUUUGGCGGUGGUGCAGGUGGCGGGGCUGGAGGAGGUGUUGGAGGUGGUGCUGGUGGAGGGGGUGGGUUUGGGGGUGGUGGAGGAGUUGGUGGUGGAGCCGGUGCUGGAGGAGGGUUUGGAGCUGGUGGUGGAGUAGGGGGCGGAGGAGGUGGAGGUGGCGGAUUUGGUGGAGGUGGCGGAGGUGGUUUUGGUGCUGGGGGUGGGGCUGGCUUCGGUGGUGGAGCUGGAUUCGGAGGUGGCGGCGGUCACUAGCUAAUUAACUCGCGAGUUUCUGCUCCGACUGCUGAUUAGCUACGUUAGCUAUGUUCCUUUCUUAUAAAUGUUCCUUAUUUUGGAGUUUUAUUCUUCUUUCCUCUUUAGUACUGCAAUUUCUAGUUCAAUCUAUGAAUGUCCUCUUCAAUCUUCAUGCAAACGAAGAGAAAAGUGUAUUCUUUGUGCAUGGGAAUCAUUUUGUUAUUUUACAUAUAAUUUCCCCAUUA